This is a messenger RNA of Colletotrichum abscissum, 1869 nucleotides long. RefSeq lists its product as uncharacterized. The record is from RefSeq and is a predicted model, not a curated record. The transcript has a single exon. Bases 1 to 1869 code for a protein of 622 amino acids. NCBI's taxonomy places the organism in Eukaryota, Fungi, Ascomycota, Sordariomycetes, Glomerellales, Glomerellaceae.
AUGCGUCGCACGGCUCUCGUCGCCCUCAUGGGCCAGUUGGUUAUGGGACAGAGUUCUUCUCCCUUGUUCCCCAACACCACCACGACCUCCACCACUCGCAGCUCGUCGGUCACCACCUCGUCCUUCUCCACAACCCUCUCGGGUUCCACGUCGGUGACCACCAUCCAGACCACCUCAACCGGCCAGACUACAAUCAGCAGUCUGACCACCUCCACUGGCUCGGACACCACUGCGACGACCGAGGUCCCCAUCACGACUUCCGACAUCGUCACGACCAUUGACACCACCAGCAGCUCCGAGGUGCCUCCCAUCACCACCGAUGGCUCCGAGACCUCCACGGUUGACACCACCUCCGCCACCACCACUGGCACCGAGACCAGCUCGACUUCGUCGUCUGCCACCCCGUCCGCCACGGUCAUUCCCAACCCCAGCAACGUUGGCAACUUCUCUCUUCUUGGCUGCUUCGGCUCCACCACUGGUUUCCCUACCUUCGACCUGGUCCUGUCUGCCUCUUCCAUGACCCUUGAGCUUUGCGUCGCUUCUUGCCCCGCUGGAAAGCGCUACGCCGGUCUGUUCGGCUCCGACUGCUUCUGCGGUGAUAUCGUCAGCGAUGCCACUGCCACCCGUGUCUCUGAGGAUAGAUGCGACAUCACUUGCCCUGGCAACUCUGCCGAGCGCUGUGGUGGCCGCAACACCAGCGGAUCCCUGAAGCGCCAGCUCAUCUCUGCCGAGAUCCUGUUGACCAUCUACAUCCGUGUUGAUGGCGGUAUCGAUGUCACAACCACUGCCACCGUCACCACCACCUUCACUGCCACCACCACUGCCACCAUUGACGGUACCGCUACCACCGGCGUCACCACUGUCACCACCACCUACUGCCCUCUGUGCCAGGACUGCCAGGGUCCCUUCUGCUACAAGCCCACUCCCAACCCGUGCUCCAACGGCAAGUGCUUCGGCGUUCCCUGCUACGGUGAUGACUGCUACAAGAAGAUCGUUGCCUACGGUGACUACUGCGGUUACGACUACCCCUGCUACGGUCCCGACUGCCAGCGCCGUCUCGUCUGGGUUGAUGGCACCUGGCACCCUGAGGUCUGCUCCGGAUACGACUGCGGCCGCAAGAUCAAGUGUGUCUCCGGCAAGUGCGACUAUGUCAUCAAGGGAUCCGACUUCGAUUCCGAGAAGAUUGUCUGCUACGGCAACGUCUGCAAGGUCGAGUCCUGCUCCGGUGAUGAGUGCAACAAGAAGUACGUCUGCAAGGACAACUCCUGCGUCUUCGAGUCCUGCCCGUACGCCGAUGCCAACAAGAAGUACGAGUACAAGAACGACAAGUACAUCGAGGUCAAGGGCUGCAACGGCUCCUGCCCUGUUCCCCAGCCUCCUUGCUCCGGCGACUCCUGCAAGAUUGUCAUCCCCGUUCCUCCCGUCACCACUGUUGGCUGCGACGGCACUACCUGCAGCACCAUUGUCAUCCCCCAGCCUCCCGUCACCAAGACUCCCUACGUCCCGGCUACCGAGACCAAGCCCGCCGCCAACCCCCCUGCCACUGGCGCUCCCCCCGCUGGUGCUCCCCCGGCCGGCACUCCUCCCGCCGGUGCUCCUCCCGCCGGUGCUCCUCCUGCCGGUGCUCCUCCUGCUGGCACUCCUCCUGCCGGUGCUCCCCCUGCUGGAGCUCCCCCUGCCGGUGCCCCUCCCGCCGGUGCUCCUCCUGCUGGAGCUCCCCCGGCCAACUCUGCUGCUCCCCCCGCGGGCGGCAACCCCACCGGCACUGCCACUGCCAAGCCCCCUGUCGUCACGGCCGGCACCAGCAAGUUCGCUGCCAGCUUCGGCGCUCUUGCCUUCAGCGUUCUUGCUGCCGCUGUCCUUCUGUAA